CGUACCGCUGUUCCGCCGGUCUUGCCUGCAUUCUCCGAAGCACAAGAACAACUGCAGGUCGAAGACGGGACGUAUCGGGGAUGCUCUCUGUGUCACUGAAGGUGAAGAAGAAGACCAGCACGGCGUGCAGCUCGGAGUGGACGCCAGCGGCGCCAGCCAGUGCACAGGUCUGAAUAAGAAGGUGUUUCGCCACAUCCUGUUAACAGGACCGUCUACAACAUUCGGUGACACGCUUGCCGGCCAACGAAUGAGGACCGCUGGCGGGCCGCGGCUGCUGCUGCUGCUGCUGCUACUGCAGACGGCAGCGCUGGCAAACGGGCGGCCACAGGAGAGCUUGGUCGGCCAUGCAAGCCAGCACCAAGAGCUGGCGGUCGUGUCGGGCCGCAGCUUGGUUCCCGUGCGCACGCUGGAAGGCGACGUGGCCUGGGUAGAGGCGCGCUUCCUCAACGAAACGCACAUGAGGAGCUUCAAGCACCAGGCCAAGCCAUUUGCACUCGUCGAGAAGGUGUCCAUCAUCAUGCCCGUUUUGACGUUCCUUGUGCCCUUCUUGGUCUGGAUGUUCUGCAUGGUGAUCUGCCUGCAUCGGUCACACCAGAGGCACUCCUACUACUGAAGAUGCGUGCAGGGUUGCGCAGAAAAAGCUUUUCAAGACAGUGCGACCACACGCGACAAAGGGCGCGCCCAGCUGCAUGUUGCCGCUACACCAUCGUGUCACCGAGCGAAGCAGUGGCAUUGUACAGAUCCACUCAUUUGGAAGCACCGCAUAGCGGAAACCCCUACCCGUGCUCCCGAAGAAUAAAAUCAGAACAAUC
Dermacentor albipictus is the source of this 812-nucleotide messenger RNA. RefSeq lists its product as uncharacterized. NCBI's taxonomy places the organism in Eukaryota, Metazoa, Arthropoda, Arachnida, Ixodida, Ixodidae. The record is from RefSeq and is a predicted model, not a curated record.